Molecule: messenger RNA, 1067 nt
Organism: Loxodonta africana (African savanna elephant)
Lineage: Eukaryota; Metazoa; Chordata; Mammalia; Proboscidea; Elephantidae
Gene: C2CD4D
Product: C2 calcium dependent domain containing 4D
Exons: 1
Coding region: 1-1062 (353 amino acids)
Source: RefSeq, a predicted model, not a curated record
AUGUGGCUCUUGGAGAAAGUUGGCUACAGGGUGGGGACCGCCGAGCCUGGGGCCCGGUGGACACCCUCCAACCUGUUCCCUAAGCGCCGCGCUCCGGGCGCGCCCGCCCGCGCCUGCCCCAACAUCCUCACACCCGACCGUAUCCCGCAGUUCUUCAUCCCCCCUCGGCUCCCAGACCCAGGCUGCACCGAGCCCCCGGCCAGGCGCGACGCCGGCCGGCGAGGCCUCCCCGCGGUCUGCUCGCUGCCGCACUUGGCGGGCCGCGAAGGCUGGGCCUUCCUGCCCGAGAGCCCGCACACGCGCCGGCGCGAGUCCCUGUUCCACUCGCCGUCGCUCGCCCCCGCCGGAGGACUCCCUCCGGCUCAGUGCCGGCUGCACCUUUCCGCCCCGGACCUGCGCCUCUGCCGGGCCACCGACAGCGAUACGGCCUCGUCGCCCGACUCAUCGCCCUUCGGCUCCCCGCGGCCGGGCCGUGGCCGGCGCCGGCCACCCAGGCCACACUCUCUGUCUCCCGAAGAGGCGAGCUCGGCCGACACGAGCCCGUACGCUGCGCGCCGCGCAGGGCCGCCCAUGCCGCCGCUCUUCCACCUCGACUUCCUGUGCUGCCAGCUGCGGCCGACCAAGGACAGCGUGCUGCGCCUCGGGCCCAGCGGAGGCCAGCUGCGCCUCUCGGCCGAGUACCAGGCCGGGCCCAGGCGGCUGCGGCUGCGCCUGGUGAGCGCCGAGGGCCUGCCCCGGCCGCGGCCGGGCCCUGGGAGCGGCGGAGGCGGCUGCUGCGUGGUGUUGAGGCUGCGGCCGCGCGUGCGGCCGCGGGGCCAGCGGAGCCGCGUGGUCAAGUGCAGCGCCAACCCUAUCUUCAACGAGGACUUCUUCUUCGACGGGCUCGGCCCGCCAGACCUGGCCGCCCGCAGCCUAAAAGCCAAGGUGCUGGACAGGGGCGCUGGGCUCCGCAGGGACGCGCUGCUAGGGGAGUGCGAGACGCCUCUGAUUGCCCUGCUGCCCCCCUUGGGUGGAGGGCUAGGCCCAGGGACCUCCCUGGCACCUGCCCACCUUAGCCUCUAAACUGA